UGUUGCAUGGCUCAUCUUCUCUUAAACCAGGCCAAUGUCAAGAAUCAAGUCUCUCUUCUUGAACCAGAGAUUACCGCUCAUGGUCACAUCUGUAUGUUUUUCCCAAAAUUCCAUUGUGAGCUCAACCCAAUUGAGAUGAUAAGUAAACUGCUUAUUCUGCCGUUUUCAAUUUUAUUUCUCUCUAUUUAUUGA
Molecule: messenger RNA, 192 nt
Organism: Heterobasidion irregulare TC 32-1
Lineage: Eukaryota; Fungi; Basidiomycota; Agaricomycetes; Russulales; Bondarzewiaceae
Exons: 1
Source: RefSeq, a predicted model, not a curated record